AUGGCUCCUUCAGCUGUUGAAGUUCCAGUCCCGGUUGCCAAAUCAAUCGCCACUACAAACAGCGUGAGCACAAGAGAGGAAUUGAAAUCUCCAGCCUCGCCUUUGCCCGAGGUCAAGACUUUUGACGCGGCGACUGCGACGGUGGAUGAGUUGGUGGAUGCUCUAAGAGUCGCUGGUGGCUUGGUCAUACGGAAUGUGCUGAACAAGGACGAGUUAGCAAGUCUCGAGAAGGAUAUCCGGCCGGAGUUGGAGAAGGAUACUGCGUGGGGCGACGGUGACUUCUUCCCAGCAGAGACGCGAAGAGCUUUUGGACUGGUCACCAAGUCGAGGACAUUUGCCGACCGUAUCUUCGGUCAUCCGCUCUGGACAGGAGUGACAGACGCCUUGUUAUCGAGCACUUUGAAGCACAACUGGAUUGGAGACAAGAACGAAGUCUCGGUCUCGACGCCUCAACUGAAUAAUACCAUCGUCUUCAGCAUCAACCCGGGCGCGCGUGAUCAGGCAUUACAUCGAGACGACGCCAUCCACCACGUAUACCACCCGGCAGUGGCAAAGCACGAACUAGGCCGUGAUGCAGGAAUCGGAUUCUUCGUGGCGGGCAGCAGGACUACCAAACGCAAUGGGGCGACACGGUUCAUCCCAGGUUCACACCUCUGGGAUUAUGCCGCUGGUCCGCCCCAAGAGUCUCAAACAUUCUAUGCUGAGCUCCAGCCUGGAGAUGGGUUCAUGGUCUUGAGCGGCUGUUUCCAUGGAGGCAGUGCAAACAAGACAGACCAACCAGAUGAGAAUGGAGAGAUUAAGCUGGAGGAACGCCUGGUGUACAGCACGUUCAUGACGAGGGGUUGGCUCCGGCAGGAAGAGAAUCAAUAUCUCAUCAACCCGGUCGAGAAGGUGCGGGAGCUGCCGGAGUGGAUGCAGGAGAAGAUUGGCUAUGGUCUUUCGAGGCCGUUCCUGGGAUGGAUAAAUCUCAAAAGUGCGAUGGAGUGGUUGCAUCCUGAGAGAGGUAGGAGGACUGGUGACCUGUGGUGA
Messenger RNA from Exophiala xenobiotica, 1029 nucleotides. RefSeq lists its product as uncharacterized. The record is from RefSeq and is a predicted model, not a curated record. NCBI's taxonomy places the organism in Eukaryota, Fungi, Ascomycota, Eurotiomycetes, Chaetothyriales, Herpotrichiellaceae. The transcript is spliced from 3 exons. The coding region runs from base 1 to 1029 and encodes 342 amino acids.